This is a messenger RNA of Plasmopara halstedii, 1698 nucleotides long. RefSeq names its product SMAD/FHA domain. Bases 1 to 1698 code for a protein of 565 amino acids. NCBI's taxonomy places the organism in Eukaryota, Oomycota, Peronosporomycetes, Peronosporales, Peronosporaceae. The record is from RefSeq and is a predicted model, not a curated record. Gene Ontology annotation, molecular function: protein binding. The transcript has 7 exons.
AUGGCCUCGCUGGUGCCAAAGCUGCUUCCCUGGGGACGGCUUGUGCUGCUGACCAAAUCACAGAAGGAACCUCUGCCUGAAAAUUAUGAUUUGUCUCGCUCGAAACAUUGCGUUGGACGCGUCGCCAAUCGCAGUGACAUUCAUAUCCCCAAACAAUUCAUCAGUGGCAUCCACUGCAUCAUCCGUCUGCUAGGAAAAAAUGAUAUGGGAGAAGCUCUCGUUGAAAUUGAGGAUCUAAGCCGCUACGGUGUAUGGGUAAACCUUCGAAAAGUGGGGCAUUACAAAAAGGCGACGUUGAGGAAUGGUUACGUGAUUCACUUUACACCUCCUGAAUCUAAAGAUGUGUCAGAGCUCGCGUAUAAAUUUGAACUUCUACCCGAUGGACUGACAAAAGAGAAUGAGGCACUUCAUGCACGAAUGAGUGCUGACGAAAUGUCAGUAGCUAGCCGCACGCGUAAGCGCUUUCAUGAGGAGCUACAGUGUACGCAGAGUCCUACUAAGGUGGUACCAACGCCUUUGCGUCCUAGACCAGCAAAGAAGCAACGGCAAGUAAGUAUCUACCAACAAUCGAAUCAAGACGAGCCGGUUAAGGAACCGGAUAAUGGGCACAUUGUCACUUCAGCCACGCAACAAUCACGUUUAACGACUAAAGAAACGCACUCUCCGACAAAAAAAUCAGCUGGUAAGAGACGGCGACGCUCUGAAGAACCGGCAUCCGAGAGUAAACUUGCAAAGCUUCAAAAGCAAAAUGACGAGCUUAAAGACGUCAUUACUGAAAAUGCCGUCACAUUGAUUAAGCAAUUACGUAAUGCACAAAAUGAGCUGGAAGCGUUGCGGAAAGAGAACGAGGCACUUAAGAAAGCUCGCGAGGAAGAUAUUGCAGCUCUUAAAGAGCUCCAUGAGGAAGAGGUCGAAAGGUUAAAGGGUCAAGCUGCAGUAGAUUUGGCGAGAAUUAAAGAACAAGCCAAGAAGAAGGAAGAUUUGUUACAGCAAGAAUGCAGCACUUUGAAGAAAGCUCUCGAUUAUGUCGUUAAUGAUCCAAAGAUGCCCCAUCAAAUACGAACAAUAUUCGAGUUAGAGGCAAAUAUCCAAGAGCUUAAGCAUCAACUUAAGACCGAGCAAGAGGAUCAGGCUUUCCAUUUGCAGCAUCAAGAUCGACCGCAAUUGACUCCGCCUUCGAGGAAGCAGCUAGUGGAGCUUGAACGAAAGGCUCAUGUAGGCCGUCAACUCUGUAUAUCACAGGAAGAGACAGGUCGGAUGAUACGACAAAUGUACCUUCAAGUCAAUGAGCGGUUACAAGAAGAGAUGAAAAUGUCGGAAAGCAUCACAAAACUUCCUUCCAGCCUGUCAGGAUCAAGCCAAUCGCAAGAUUCGAUUGACCAGCGACACUCUGACCACCGUAGUUCUCAGCUAUCGGAGGCAUCGAAUGAGCAUUCAGUAACUUCUCCGACUGAUCCCCCGCUGACAAUUGAUGUUUCUGAGACAGAGACGAAGAGCGGUGAGACAUCGUUAGGACGCCCACCACUGUUUACCAUUUUUGGUGCACACAGUACGACAGCAGACACUGGUAACAAUACAAUUAAACCUGCGAUCUUGUCCCAACCAGAUCUUUACCGCGCACGUGGAGCCAAGCGAGCAGAGGAAAGGAAGGGGGUACAAGAUGAAAAUGAAGAUGAAGAGGCGACAGGCAGAGAUUGA